This is a messenger RNA of Dracunculus medinensis (Guinea worm), 1266 nucleotides long. The record is from the annotation of a GenBank genome assembly. Lineage: Eukaryota; Metazoa; Nematoda; Chromadorea; Rhabditida; Dracunculidae.
AUGUCGCGACGAGGUGGUUUGCGUAAACGUUUAACGGGUGAAAAUGAUGAAGAAUAUGCCUUAAGAAGGCAAAAGAAUAAUGACGCCGUUAAUAGGACGAGGCAGAAGAAACGCAUGGAAGAACGCGAUUUAGUGGAACGCGUUGAGGAAUUGCGCAAAGAGAAUGUAAAACUGGAAAAUGAGGUGGAAGCCCUGAAAAAGGAACUGGAUUUUUUAAAAGAAAUGUUUGGAAUAUAUGCGAAAGCUAAUCGAAAUAAGAAAUCAGAUGAUGAGAAAAACUCAGCUAAAGAUAUGGAGCAGGAAGUUGCGCAGUUUUCUAAGGCAGUGGAUGAAUGUUUAAAGGCGUCGAACGAGGCUUUAGAAGUUAUUGAGGAUUUGGCUAAAGACAUUAAGAAUUACAGUGGUCGAGAAUAUAUUAUAUUCAAAUUUGCACACUUAAAUGAUUUUCAUUUUGAGGGGAUUUCUUUGCUUGAAGUGAAAAAUCAUGAUCACUUGGCCUACUUAUGCAAUAUGGCAUAUUUAAUGGGACAGAUGAGUCGUGCAAAAAGUAUACAGGGAGAUGAGGCUAUCGAUCGUCUAAUUUAUUUACGAAUUAUUCUUGAACGCAUUCGUCCAAUAGAUCAAAAAAUGCGAUCACAGAUUGAGAAAUUAUUUUCAAGAUCAAGGACGAAUGAACAAAGAAAGAUUUUACGACCUCACCCUGAAUUAAUGAAAGUCGAUGAUGUUGGUAAAGAAAGUAGUGAUGAAAAUAAUGACAGUGAUAAUGAACCAUCAAGCGCCAAAAAAUAUGUUCCUCCCAAACUUGUACCUGUUCAUUACAAUGAAGAUGAAGAAGCUGAAAAUGAGAAAAAAAUUGAACGUGCAAGAAAACGAGCUUUGCAAAGUAGCCUUAUACAGGAUCUGCGAGCAGAAUACACUGAUGCUCCAGAAGUGAUUAUGGAAGAUCAGAGACCUCAAAAAAGAAGGCAAAAUGAUGACGAAAAACAGAAAUACGAAGAAGAUUAUUUUAUUCGUCUACAAGUAUCGAAAAAAGAAAAGCACAAACGUCGUUUGGAAAAUCGGCAAAAUUUGUUGGAUGAUUUAUUGCAUUUUGGCGAUUAUAUGGCUUUGGACGCAAAGGAUAAACCAAGUCAAAAUCUUGCAAAGUCUAGGAAAAAUUCAAAAAAACUGAAGAAAGUCGGCAGCAAGAGCCACAAAAGUUCAACAAGACACAUUAAAAAAAAGUUAAAAAUAAAAUCUGGGAGAAUUAAAAAAUCAUACAAAUGA